This is a messenger RNA of Humulus lupulus (European hop), 918 nucleotides long. RefSeq lists its product as uncharacterized. The transcript has 2 exons. Lineage: Eukaryota; Viridiplantae; Streptophyta; Magnoliopsida; Rosales; Cannabaceae. Bases 1 to 918 code for a protein of 305 amino acids. The record is from RefSeq and is a predicted model, not a curated record.
AUGUUAGAAGAUUUAAGCACAAAUAGAGCACCAUUUUUCAAUGGAGUAGAGUUUCCUUAUUGGAGAAUUAGGAUGGAAACUUAUCUUCAAUCUAUUGAUUAUGAUUUGUGGCAUAUAGUGUCUAAUGGUCCUUACAUUCCUAAACAUGUCAUUAAUGGUGUAGAAGUUAUUAAUACAUAUGAGGCAUAUGAUGAGGAAGACAAGAAAAUGCUUUCUAAGAAUGCUAGAGCUAAAUAUGCACUUAUAUGUGGUUUGGAUAGAGAUGUGUUCAAAAAUAUUGAACAAGCUUCUACCGCUUAUGAUAUGUGGAAAAUGCUUGAAGUCACUCAUCAAGGAACAAAUGCUAUGAAGGAAACUAAAAUUCAAAUUUAUUCCACUCAAUAUGAGAACUUUAAGAUGAAAGCGGAUGAAACUAUUGCUAACAUGUAUACUCGUUUCACUACUAUCACUAAUGGUUUGAAUUCUCUUGGCAAGGUACUUUCACAAAAGGAGAUGGUGACCAAGAUUUUGAGAAGUCUCACCAAAGCCUAUCAAGGAAAAGUGAUUGCCAUUCAAGAAGCCAAGGAUCUCUCAACACUUCCCUUGGAAGAACUAAUUGGUUCACUCAUGAACCAUGAAAUUUUCAUGAGUGCACAAGAUGAAGAGGAAGUUGAGAAGAAAAAGAAGACUAUUGCAUUCAAGUCUUCCUCCUCCCGUGCCAUUAGUGAAGAUGAUGAAGAUAGCCUAUGUAGUGACAUGGAGGACUUGGCACUCUUCUCAAAGAAAUACAAAAAGUUCAUGAAAUUCAAGAAGAACUUUGGGAAGAAGCCACAAAGAGGAAGUGACUCAAAAGAAAAAGAAAGAAAGAGCAAAGAUGAGAAUCAACAAGGAAGAGCAAAAGCUUGUGGUUCUUGGAUAGUGGUUGUUCAAAGCAUAUGA